AUGUCACUUGACGAUUCGCCCAUAGUGUGGGCCAUUUGCACGAUAUUAGUCGUCGCCUUCGUAUACAAGCUAAUACUUGACCAUACUCGUGAUAUUCCUCUCGAAUACUUGGAACUGCAGAGCGUGGUGGAUUCCACUAGAGAGAACAAUGAGCUGGCCAUCUACAAAUCCACGAAACUAGACUACUCGUCGGGCCUUCGAGUAGGUCUUGGCAUCCGUUAUGACCACUAUAAGCUUCGUAAUGGCAACUUAUGUGAUGUGUGGGAAAUCAUGUUGCGAUGCUUGAGAAGCGAUGACCAACGAGUUAUUAGGGUUGGCAAGAACACGGUGAAGGUCUCGCAUUUGAACUUCCAGGUGGAUAAGUUGGCCCAAUUCUUGCAUCAUGUUGACGAGGUCUGCGUUGUAUCGCUGAAAUUCAUUGCCAGUGCACCUGUAUUAGCAAUUACCAUUGCGUGCUUUGUGUCAAAUACAACGUUGCAUGUUUAUGGUGAUGGUUUACUAGAACCAAAGGGAAUGGUUGUGGAGGAAGAACAUGGAGAAUUCUACUUGUCUAUUGGCACUAAAAAGACCCUGGUAACUUCAAUUGUGGGUGAAGUCCGCGAGAAGACCACCUUUGAAAACGUCUACACUCCAAAAAAGGACAAAGGAAUCGCCUUGAGAGUCACUUCUCCCAUCAACGCGAGGGUCUCAGCAACCACAAACUUCACCCAGACCAAUUUGGUAUCGGCUGCAGCCAGCUGUGUCAAGCACUUACCUCCAAAUCUCGAGCUUGGCGAGAAGGACCGCGUCGCAAUCAUCCAGAGUGUAAUCAGUAGCGAGAACAUCUCCAGUUCGGUGGUCAAGAUGCUCACAGCUUUUAUUUCUCAAGCCGAGCUCUCACUCAGUUGGAUAGAUCAAUCCACCGAUGAGAUCAUGCUGUGGAAUCCGACAAUUGUAUGUGGAAGUGUUGAUUUUAUUCAAUCCCUAGUUAGUCCACCAUUAGGAGUGGAAAAGUUGCUCUACUACCACCGGUUAUUUGCUCUUUCGCGUCUCAAGUUCAGUCUGUUCACGACAUUCAAGAAGUACCCCGCGUUGCGGUUGGUUUUCGCUCACAGAUCACUCAAGUCCAGACCAUACACCAACUGGAACACCGUCAGAGCAUCAUUAUGUGUUCAAGUGGUGGAAGAGUUGGGCUACUUCAACGUAGCUGGUCCAAUGAUCGUCUCUGAUGUGUAUGACUACCGGCAAUUUCCCGAGUCGGUCACCAGACAGAUUUCUGCGUGUGGCACAGUUGUCCAGGCAAACGAGGCCAAACUUGUCAAUUACAACGGCGUGGAUCCUGGUGAUCUCUGUAUCCGUGGAUACAACAUUGGAAAAGCCACCACAACCAUGGCCAAUGUGGGAGAGAAGGUGAUUCGCCCCGAUUCGAACGGCUUUUAUACAUUUCCUGUGGAAGCACGUUGGGGAACUGAUGGGUGUUUGUAUAUAAUGCUGUCCUAA
Messenger RNA from Sungouiella intermedia, 1479 nucleotides. Lineage: Eukaryota; Fungi; Ascomycota; Pichiomycetes; Serinales; Metschnikowiaceae. The record is from the annotation of a GenBank genome assembly.